AUAAAGCGUGUUUCCACUGAGGUAUGCACUGGACACGCGUGAGGUGAACUCCGCUCGACUCUUGUUAUGGAUUUGAAAUCAACACUUCUACUCACUGGAGGCUCUGCCGGCUCUUUCAAAAUGCUCAAUGCAGUCAUCAGAGUCCUGCCAACACCACAGGCGGCACAGAGGAAAGCCUGGAAAUGGAGGAAUGUCAGCACGUCGUUAGCUCACAGCUGCCUGACAGGAGCGGGGGCUGUUUUAUGCUUCUACCGUCACCCUCAGAUGAUGGAGGACCUGAUCUCCUUUUGCUCCCUGCACUCCCACAGCCUUGUAGCUAUAUCCACAGGGUAUUUUAUCCACGACUUCCUAGACAUGGCCUUGAACCAGCCCUUCAAACAGUCCUGGGAUCUACUCCUCCACCACUCUUUGGUGAUCUCAUGCUUCGGUUUGGCUGUGACGUCCCGCCUCUAUCUGGGUUUUGCAGUGGUGUCUCUGCUGGUAGAGAUCAACUCUAUUUUCCUUCAUCUCAGACAGCUCCUCCUCCUCUCAGGACGGAGGAACAAGCCAGGCACUGAACUCACCGCCCCUCAGCCCUCUCUCGCCUACAGCAUCACCAGCUGGCUCAACCUGGGAACGUUUCUGGUGUUUCGUGCCUGCACGCUGGGCUGGAUGAGCCACUGGCUGGCCCGUCACAGUGAACACAUUCCUCGUUAUGUCCUGAUGAUGGGGGCCGCCGGCCUGAGUCUCAUCUCCACCAUGAACGUGGCGAUGUUUUAUAAAAUGUUUAAAGCGGAUAUCCUCAAAAAUAUGCGCAACACCACUGAGAACCACUAGGGGGAAGCAGAGCUGUGUUACUCAUGCACAAGUGACUUGAAUCCGUUUUCUACCUCAUCACGUGGUUAACGCUGC
Oreochromis aureus is the source of this 891-nucleotide messenger RNA. RefSeq names its product TLC domain-containing protein 2-like. NCBI's taxonomy places the organism in Eukaryota, Metazoa, Chordata, Actinopteri, Cichliformes, Cichlidae. Gene Ontology annotation, cellular component: plasma membrane. The transcript has 5 exons. The coding region runs from base 67 to 816 and encodes 249 amino acids. The record is from RefSeq and is a predicted model, not a curated record. Gene Ontology annotation, biological process: regulation of membrane lipid distribution; membrane assembly; phospholipid homeostasis.